Messenger RNA from Durusdinium trenchii, 972 nucleotides. NCBI's taxonomy places the organism in Eukaryota, Dinophyceae, Suessiales, Symbiodiniaceae. The record is from the annotation of a GenBank genome assembly.
GUUUUGGCAAAGUAGAUUACAUCAACAUCCAGUUCCAUGAUGGAGUCUCCGCCUGUCGCAAGGCCCAUGCAGCGGUGCCUUCUUGGCGUUUUGGUCCUGGCCGUGUCAGCAUGGUUCAAGGGCUUCCAUGCCUUCAUCAACUAUCCGCCCCAGGCAGAUCGGGAAUCCAAGCAGAUGGCGCUCAUCUCCCAGAGAGUCGCCCCGACUGCCAACAAGCUUGUGAUCAAGCUUCCAAAGGCCCAGGGGUUUCAGUUCACCAGCGACAUUCCGAAGGAGAGAAUCAUCCAGCCGCUAGCGCUCCGCCUGCGGCAGCAGAAGAAGCGCUUUUGGGAACUUAGCAAAGCCGGGCAUAAUGUUAGCGAGGUCUUUGUUCGCUACGAAGGGAAGAUGCCUUGGAAGCUAGUUGGUGAGGUGGCACACAGCAGAGGAGAUUUCCGAGAAGCUAUCAGAUGCCAAUACAACUGGCUUAUCAAACGAUCUUACAAGCUUUACAGGAAGUUCCGAUUUUGGCUUCCUACCGAAUAUCCGGUCCAGUUCGGCUACACCGAUACCGAGGGCAACAUUGUGCCAGUGGACGAUGGACCACUGGAUCUUGGCACAGAGCCUCUAGAAAUGAAGGCCAUGUUGCAGAGAUGCGGCUUUUUCCCCAAAGAGAAGCCAAGAAAGUGGCGACAUAUCCAGCAAAACAUCAAGGAUAUGUCCGAGUCGAAGAAGGACUUCCACAGAAAGAAGGCUUGGUUUAUGAAGCGCCACUUCAACACCAGGAUAGAAGCCCACAAAUGGUACGAUCCCAGGAAGUAUCGUGGUCGCUAUAUGCACGUCCAGAAGUUCAAGAGGGGCAUUGUUGCUGGAACCGGCCCUUCCAGAUGACCCAAAGCUGCUUACAGUUGGAAAACACAUUGGGACAGCAUCAAGGCAGUGCCAUAGCAAUAGUUGGUAUGAGAUCAGGGCUUGCGCUGCCGAGAGAAGCAU